Messenger RNA from Pygocentrus nattereri (red-bellied piranha), 1314 nucleotides. RefSeq names its product actin related protein 2/3 complex, subunit 5-like, b (gene arpc5lb). Gene Ontology annotation, cellular component: cytoplasm; actin cytoskeleton; Arp2/3 protein complex. Bases 229 to 681 code for a protein of 150 amino acids. The record is from RefSeq and is a predicted model, not a curated record. Gene Ontology annotation, molecular function: actin filament binding. The transcript has 4 exons. Gene Ontology annotation, biological process: regulation of actin filament polymerization; Arp2/3 complex-mediated actin nucleation; cell migration. Lineage: Eukaryota; Metazoa; Chordata; Actinopteri; Characiformes; Serrasalmidae.
CAGCCAUCUCUUUCUCUCUGCCCCCUUCAUCUCCGUCUGAUUUUGUUUUUGCCCCUAAAUCAGCGCGGUUCUGGCCGGUGGCAGUGCUCACAGUUUGACCCCCCUCCCUGCCCUUUAUGAUGUUCCUAAGUGCCCUUGGGUCUCUGAGCUCGUUUUAGUUUUUUUGCGUGUUUUUGUGCAUCGGCUCUCCGAUUCGUCUCCAGCAGCGCACCACCGUCUGUGGACCCGAUGGCGAAGAAUACGUUGCCAUCGCGCUUCAGGAAGGUGGACGUGGACGAGUUCGACGAGAAUAAGUUCGUGGAGGAGCACGACGAAGCGACCGAGCAGCCGGGGCCGGACACCGGGGAGGUUGACAACCUCAUCAGGCAAGGAGACAUGAUGUCAGCCUUUCAUGUUGCACUAAGAAACCCUCCAAUCAACAGCAAGAAUCCAGUAAUAAAGGAAAAAGCUCAGGCGGUAGUGUUGAGAGUGCUGACAUCAUUCAAGAGCAGUGACAUAGAGCCUGCUGUCAAAUCCCUGGACAGCAAUGGUAUUGACCUCCUCAUGAAGUAUGUCUACAAAGGCUUUGAGAAGCCCUCGGAGAAUAGCAGUGCAGUUCUUCUACAGUGGCAUGAAAAGGCAUUUGCUGUUGGAGGGCUAGGCUCCAUUGUUCGAGUUAUGACAUCUAGAAAGACUAUAUGACAGCUUGGCAAAUCCUGAAAGCAUCAGAAGACAACUGUCUAUCUUACUGAAGGGAAGAACUUGUCAACGAUUGUCUCUUGGCUGGAGAAGAAACCUGUGAACUAUUUGGGAUAAAUGAAGGUGGACGUGCUAAAACAAGCAAAGCUUUUCUUUUUCAUGUGUGGAAAAAGUAAUGUGAAAGUGCUACUUACUGUGGUAUGGGAUAGAUUAUUUACAUAAAAGCUACAACAAAUUAUUUGAGAUCGAAGAAGUAGAAAGAAAUGGGUUUAAAACAGUGUGCAGAUGGAUCAAAAAAUGAAACCAUUCUGGUAAGAACAGUUCUGUUCUUGGAUGUAGUAUAUAUAAUCCAUUAGUAGGUGACAGGGAGCACAGGCAGUGAGUGUACGCACACAGUGUACGCAAAAGAAAUUGUAGGACAGCCAAUGGAGUGCAAUCUGUGGUGCGCUGCAUGAAAGUGUGAAAUUCAGAUUUAUUCCUUAUAUCUCACUUGCUUCUUGAUCCUCUCACUCUUUAUGCAGAGAGAGCUCUUAGUUAUUAUGAGUGACCGCUAGUUUAAAAAGAGAAGACGCACACCAAAGGAGGAAGAGGAAGAUUACUGUGAAGUGCCUGCUGCAAUAAAAAUACUGGAUCUCU